Aureobasidium musti is the source of this 540-nucleotide messenger RNA. The record is from the annotation of a GenBank genome assembly. Lineage: Eukaryota; Fungi; Ascomycota; Dothideomycetes; Dothideales; Saccotheciaceae.
AUGGGCCCCAAACGAUACACACCAUGCCCCGUUGACGUCGCCGACAUUCCCAUCAUUGAUGCAGUUGUCAUCUCCCACAGUCACUACGACCAUCUAUCCUAUCCUACCAUCAUGAAAAUCAAAGAGAAGCAUCCCAAUGUUCAUUUCUGGGCUCCAUUGGGCAACAAAGCAUGGUUCACAAAGUGCGGCAUCGAGAACAUGACCGAGCUGGAUUGGUGGGAGUCGCGAGACUUUACUCUGUCAGCAAAGAAGCAAGACGCAGAAGCUACACACACUGAGACCAGCUCUACCGUGAAUGCAGGAGGUGCUGAAGAUAUCAAAGCUGUCAUUGGCUGCUUGCCCUGCCAACACACCAGUGCUCGUACGCCCUUCGAUAAGUCACAUACACUGUGGGGCUCGUGGAGUGUCGAGAGCGGCGGCAAGAAGAUCUGGUUUGGUGGAGAUACCGGAUACCGCUCGGUCCCUGACCUUCCCGAAGAAGAGAACGACUAUGAUGAGAAGUACACUUACCCGACAUGUCCUGCAUUCAAGGGAGAUUGA